Molecule: messenger RNA, 2104 nt
Organism: Callorhinchus milii (elephant shark)
Lineage: Eukaryota; Metazoa; Chordata; Chondrichthyes; Chimaeriformes; Callorhinchidae
Gene: ift52
Product: intraflagellar transport 52 homolog (Chlamydomonas)
Exons: 14
Coding region: 48-1394 (448 amino acids)
Biological process (GO): cilium assembly; intraciliary transport
Cellular component (GO): intraciliary transport particle B; centriole; cilium
Source: RefSeq, a predicted model, not a curated record
ACACCUCCCAGCAUGCCGCGCGGCGCCCGCUCAGUGAAGGGAGGAAGAUGGUGGUCAGUGGGCAGGUUAAAAUGGAGAAAGAACAGCAGCGAAACACUAUUGUUUUCAACUCAUCAAAGAAAGAACUUUUUAAUACCGGAAGUGGGUACAAGUCAUUACAGAAGAAACUUCGGGCUAACUGGAAAAUACAAAGUUUCAAGGAUGAAAUCACAGAAGAAAAACUGAUUGGUGUGAAAUUGUGGAUUUCAGCAGGACCCAGAGAGAAAUUCACAGCUGCUGAAUUUGAAGUAUUGAAAAAGUAUGUAGAAGAUGGAGGCGAUAUCUUGGUGAUGCUGGGGGAAGGUGGAGAAUCUAAAUACGACACAAACAUAAACUUUUUGUUGGAAGAAUAUGGAAUUAUGGUAAACAAUGACGCUGUUGUGAGAAAUGUGUACUACAAAUAUUUCCAUCCCAAAGAAGCACUAAUAUCUAAUGGCGUUUUGAACAGAGAAAUCAGUCGAGCUGCUGGCAAAGCUGUGCCUGGAGUGAUGGAUGAAGACAAUAAUGGAAACAACUUACAAGCCCUGACAUUUGUUUAUCCGUUUGGUGCCACACUGAGUGUAAUGAAGCCAGCUGUUGCAGUGUUGUCGACCGGCUCUGUGUGUUUUCCUCUCAACAGACCUAUUCUGGCAUUCUACCAGGCCAAGAACAAAGGUGGGAAGUUGGCUGUGCUGGGCUCUUGUCACAUGAUCAGUGAUCAGUACUUGGACAAAGAAGAAAAUAGCAAAAUCAUGGAAGUUGUUUUUCAGUGGCUCACUACAAACGAAAUCCAGUUGAACCAAAUAGAUGCAGAAGAUCCAGAGAUUUCAGAUUACACCAUGCUGCCGGACACAGCUAAAUUGUCUGAAAGAGUGAGGGUGUGUUUGCAAGAAGGGGAUGAAAAUCCACGAGAUUUUACCACUCUGUUCGAUAUGGCGGUCUUUAAGUUGGAUACAACAGCUCUUCCAAAAGUUAUUGAUGCGUAUGAGCAGCUAAAUGUGAAACAUGAAUCACUCCAACUGAUACAACCCCAGUUUGAAACACCACUUCCCACAUUGCAACCAGCGGUUUUCCCUCCUUCCUUUCGAGAGUUGCCAGCACCAACCUUGGAUCUCUUUGAUCUGGAUGAAACGUUUUCAUCUGAGAAAGUUAGACUUGCUCAGCUGACAAAUAAAUGCUCCGACGAUGAUCUUGAAUUCUACGUUCGAAAGUGUGGCGAUAUUCUUGGUAUCUCGAGUAAACUCCCACAGGAUGAUCGAGACGCAAAACACAUUUUAGAGCACGUCUUUUUCCAAGUGGUAGAGUUCAAGAAGCUCAACCAGGAUCAUGAUCUUACCACACCAGAGAGUGGAAUCACUACUUUUCACAACAACUGAACCCAAGUCUUACUUACCUUCAGCAGAACCCCGAACAUCUGCACUCGGGGGCAUUUAAUCUCAGAGUUUGUUGACGGAAGUGAUCUUCAAAUAUUGUUAUGGUAACUGUUCUCCAGGUCAACAACUUUGGGAGGCUGAUGUUUAAAAGUAAAGUUUCUUUACUUAAAACGAAACUGACAUCUUUCCACCCUUCCUGCUCACAAAUAUUUGCCUCUGAUAUUCAGCAGAGCAUGUCCAAUGAUGGAGACUCCAGAAGCAUUAACUUACUUCUUCCGCAGUUUGUCAUUUGCUAAAGAUUAGCAUCCUUAUUCAAAAAAAUGUAUAUUUUUGUAUUCAAAGUUAUUUAAUCAUUUCUCUGUAUGAAGCUUCAAAGCAUUUUACACUAUGGUGUGUUACAUUUAAGAUUAUGGUCAUCCACCCAUUUGUAAAACAACCCCAUUAAUGUCCAUGUAAAUACAUAAUGUUCCUAAUCUGCAGUUAAAUUUAGGUCACUUGAAAAAAAAGUUAUAGCCCACCUGCAUAAUUUGAUUUGUAAAGAGUGAAAAAAAAUGAUACUUUAUCUUCAGAUGAUAAUCUUUUCUCAUUUAUGCUGCAUUGAAUGUUUGUUCAUAUUUAUUUCCAUUCAAUUAUAUUUGUAUCUCCAGGUUGUAAAUAGUUUUAAAAUUACCCUUUCAAAAUAUUUGUAUGCUGACAAUAAAUGCAAACAAAGA